AAAUUUAACUCAAUUUUCAAUCAGUUGAAAUAUUUUCAUGUUUGCCAGCCAGGGCUCCCUCCGUGCCUGGGUCAUGACCUGUUUGAAGGGGUUGUUUCAUUUGAUCUUGCUAUGUACAUUAAGCACUUAGUGACAGUGGGCAAACACUUUACCUAUGGUCAACUGAAUCGGACUAUAUCACAGUUCACAUACCUAGGCAGUGAUGCAAAUAACAAGCCAUGUGAGGUUAAAACUAAUGCGGAGAAGCUGGGAGGACAUGCUGCUCAAAACUGGUGCCUCUUACGUCUCUUUCCUAUUCUGGUUGGAGACCGAAUCAAAAAUCCACUUGAUGAUGAGGUGUGGCAGUUGUGCUUAAAGCUCAGAGAAAUUGUGGAUUUGAUAUGUGCACCCAAGAUCCAUACCAACCAAGUAGCAUACCUUAAGAUUCUCAUUGAGGAAUACAUCCAGCUAAGAACUGCCACAUUCCCAGAAAAGACACUUAAACCCAAACACCACUAUCUUGUCCAUUACCCAGAACUCAUUCUUCAGUUUGGUCCCCUCAUUAGGUUGUGGACAUUGCGCUUUGAAAGCAAGCACUCAUAUUUUAAGCAGUGUGCAAGGAAACUGCAUAACUUUAAAAACCUCUGCAGUACCUUAGCAGAAAGACACCAGUUGCUACAAGCAUAUUUACAUGCUGGUAACUUAUUUCCUCCAACUCUGCAAAUGGGCCAACCAAGUAAAUUCGAUGACCAACUGUACCAGAUUGGCAUUCAGAGAGCUAUCAGUCUCAAGGGUCUCCGCCCAGAAGACACUACUGAAACACCCUCUGUCACUUUCAAAGGCACUCUGUACAAAAGAGGCAUGACUGUUGUAGUGGACCAAAAUGACACAGGGUAUCUACUUGGGAAAAUACUGUUGAUACUGGUAAACGAGGCAAACGUACAUUUUGUUGUCCAGCAGUAUCAGUCUGUGCCUGUUGUGGAUCUUGGUGUUUAUUGCUUACAAAGCAACUCAGAAGCACAAUAUCAGUGUUUGACUGUAGAGAAUCUUGCAGAUUAUUACCCUCUUUCUGUAUAUAAUCAAUUUGGUCUUAAUCUUGUUGCUCUGCAUCAUUCUGUGUUUCAGAAGAAUGAGUAAUGGACUCCAUUGAGAAGGCAAUACAGGCCGUGCUACCACAGCUAGAUGAAGCAAAGCUUGAAACUUUAGUCAAUGAGUUGGUGAAAGUAGGUGUUGAAGGACCAGAUGAUCUGCAGUUUAUUCAAGAAGAUGACAUCAAACAUCUGCUCACACCCAUUCAGUGCAGAAAAAUUAUUCAUUCCUUGAAAGUGUGUAAUGCAGGUCCUUCAAAUCCCCAGCUGAGCCCUUCAUCGUCUGAGCCACUGUCAGUUGCCUAUUCCAGCACAUGCCCCAUAUCAUCUAUAAGUCCCAUCUCUGCAUGGGUGAACAGUUUUGAGGUGCCAUGGAACAAAGUGAGGCUGACUCUUAGAAGAGCAGUAGAUGCUGGUGAGAGGCCAGCUCCGGAUGACCGCAGACACUUGAUAAAAGUCACUGUUGAUGCGAUGAGAGAGCGUUCCUUGAACCCUACUCGCAGAGAGUGUGUGGUAGUGGCUAAAGCUAUAACUCAAAAAUAUCCAAAUAGCUUUUUAGACAAAAAUGAAGAGGGGGAGCUAAUUGGGUGUGGGUAUUUCAGCGUUAUAAAUCAGCUCAAAACCAGAGUAGAAUAUUUGAAUCGAGGCAACUCUCUUUCCCGUCUGAGGAAGCACAAACGCACCCAGAGAGAUGAUGAGGAUGGUGAUGAUGACCAGCCAGCAGUAGCUACAUGUGCAAGAAUCGACAGUUAUGGGUGUGUUCGUUGGCAGCCAGCGGACUAUCCAGAUGGGGAAACAUCAGCAUCAUUAGAGGAAAAGAAGCUUGAGAUGAUUGAUAUAUUCAGCCGAGAGGGACUAAAGGGCGCUGAGAGAGGAAGGGUAGAAGACCUAAUGGCAAUCACUUAUGCCAAACAGCGGGAAUACAUCAACACAAAACCUUCCCCAAGCAUUCUGGAUGUGGGUAAAGAGUGGCCAUUUCUCUUUUCACAGAAGUUUUUAUUGUCACACUUCACCACUCUCACCAAUGUUGAACUAUACACAAGACUGAAUGAAGAUAUGGACAAAAAGGGUAAAAGACUCCUGGAUUUCUUCAGUAGUCAGAUUACAAAGUGGAGGAAAGAAGUAAGAGCUGUUCUGAAGGAAGCCAUAAAGAAGGACCGAGAAGGAUCUGAUGGCCUAGCAGCGAUGCUUGUGAUGUUGGCACACUUCAAAGAGCAAGAGGAGUCACUUUUUCUCAUUGCUGAUGAGACUACCACUCCCGCAGACGCAGAGGCCCAGCUGUCUCUCCCAGUCACUCCAAGGAUCAUCAUGCUUGGAGAGACAAUCCUGACUGCAAAAAAAUGGAUGCUGUCGAUCGAGGGGAGGGUCGUAAUCCCACCUGGUGCUCACAUGGCAGACUUCACCACUGCCUUGGCCGCUCUCUUCGCCUGUUACUAUGUAUUCAACCUAGAGUAUCAGGUGGAAGCCAGCACAACACUGGAGUUUGUUCAGAGGUUUUUAGUCAGGAUUAAUCCUGACUCCAACAAGUGCACUGCCAAGGAGCAGAUGAGCAAGACGACUGGGAGAGUGGUGAAGCGGAAGACUUCAUACAUGAACCCCCUUGUAAUCUCCUUCAUCAGGGACUUCACGGAGUUCUAUUUGCUAACUGACUAGAUACAGGUGAGGUUCUGAUAAUAGCUUUAAUAAUAAUUAUAAUACAAUUAAUAAUAUAGGUAUCUGUGGGUUCAAUAUAAUUAAUCAUAAUUUGAUAAUAAUAAUAAUAAUAAUAAUUAUUAGGAAUGCACCAAUACUGGUAUCGAUAUCGGGCCGAUACUAAGCUCAAUGUUCUCGUACUCGUAAAAAUGAUUUUUUUUACUCCGAUACCAACAACCGAUACCAGGCGUGUAAAUAGUGUUUGUGUUUAGAAAAAGAAACACUGACAACAGAGGGUAUAAUGGGGAUAAAAAAGGCAGUAUAUGAAGUAAAUCUAUCUUACUAGUGAAAUAUUAAACGAAAUAUAGUAACACACAUUGCUUUGGUGCGCGAGCUGAUAAGAGAAAAACGUGCUGUGGCUUGAGCGUGCAGCGGGACAGACGCGUGAGCUAGUUGAGCGCAUCCAUUUAUCCAAACGUCAUUGGAAAGUUUGUAGUUCAGUCAGAUGUAAAUGGCAAAGAAAGUCAAACAAGACAAUGUAGCUUAUCAACGUUAACUGACGAGAGAGAGAGACUUGUUGAUUGCUCUUGAUUGACUAAAUCAUAUAUGUAAGUAAAACAUAAACUGUUACCUUAUUUAUUAGGGCUGGGUAAAAAAAUAUAGAUUUUUUUAUUUUAAUUGAUUCUCAUUUUUGCAAAACUGAUACUGAUUCUUAAACAUUUUCAU
Messenger RNA from Carassius gibelio (silver crucian carp), 3425 nucleotides. RefSeq lists its product as uncharacterized. The record is from RefSeq and is a predicted model, not a curated record. Bases 1116 to 2720 code for a protein of 534 amino acids. The transcript has 5 exons. NCBI's taxonomy places the organism in Eukaryota, Metazoa, Chordata, Actinopteri, Cypriniformes, Cyprinidae.